Molecule: messenger RNA, 1731 nt
Organism: Perca fluviatilis (European perch)
Lineage: Eukaryota; Metazoa; Chordata; Actinopteri; Perciformes; Percidae
Gene: pip5kl1
Product: phosphatidylinositol-4-phosphate 5-kinase-like 1
Exons: 10
Coding region: 263-1615 (450 amino acids)
Biological process (GO): phosphatidylinositol metabolic process
Molecular function (GO): phosphatidylinositol kinase activity
Source: RefSeq, a predicted model, not a curated record
GUGACCGCAGAGUAGGCAGCGAGGCUCCGCCGGGCUCCGCGAGGCUCGAUGUCAUCGCACGGUCACUUUGCGCGCUGACAUGUGAUGUGACACACAAGUACACACACACACACACACACACACACACACACACACACACACACACACACACACACACACACACACACACACACACACACACACACACACACACACCCGAACAGACCGAGCCCAGCCUCCACGCACCGACCUGCUCUUCUCUGCGUCCCCGGACCACACUGAGAUGGAGAUGUCAGCAGCUGCAGGUAGCCUGAGUAUGUCUGGUCACCGUCAGCGCUCGGUGAAGAGGAGGAGGUGGGGAGGUUUGAGGCAGCAGUGGAAGCUUCUGGGCUUGUUUGAGAUCGAUCAGCAGCACGAGUUCUACAGCCUGACCUGCAUGAUGAAGGAGGGAUUGGCAGCAGCCACCCAAAACACCACUGACAAUGCACCUACAAAUGAGCUGUCAGAUGAUGAUUUCAGAUUAAAGGUCACUCAGAUUCAUAAGGAUUUUACAAUGGAGACGUUUGCAGGCCCGGUGUUUUCCAGCCUGCGUGGAUCUUUAGGAAUGACAGAGCAGGAAUAUCAGCAGUCUCUCUGCUCUGAAAACUGCUACCUCCAGUUCAUUAGCAACUCCAAGAGCAAGGCCGACUUCUUCCUGACAAAUGAUAAACGCUUCUUUUUGAAGACCCAGAACAAAAGGGAAAUCAAAUUCCUCCUGUCCAACCUGAAGAUCUACAUAGAACAUCUGAGGAAAUACCCCCAUUCGUUGCUGGUCAAGUUCCUAGGUGUUCACAGGAUCAAAAUUCCACACAGGCGGAAGAAAUACUUCAUUGUUAUGCAAAGUGUGUUUUAUCCUGAUGAUCGAAUCGUUGCCAGGUAUGACAUUAAGGGCUGUGAGGUGAGUCGUUGGACGGAGCCUGCAGCAGAGGGGAGCCAGAUUAUUGUGGUUCUCAAAGACCUCAACUUUGAAGGCCAGUUCAUCACUCUGGACCAGCAGCGUCCCUGGCUCCUGCGGCAGGUGGAGAUCGACACACACUUCCUCCGGAGGCUCAACGUGUUGGACUACAGUCUCCUCGUGGCCCAUCAGCCCUUACACCACGAUGAACGCCACCAGAGUCUCUCCUUCGCAACUCUCAUUAUGAGAACCAAAAAAUCUGUGAAUCCAGGCUCCAGCCCUAUCCACGCAGGCAUAACUGCUGUGCCUGGGUCAGUCCCAGAAGAUGACGCCACCUUACUGUUGUGUAAAACAGAUGGCAGCUGUUUGACGCAAUCACAAGCAGAAGUUGCAUCAAGUGGUGGCAUGCUUCAAAUGUACCCAGAGCAUGCAGGGCCAGGCAGUGACGCAGCUGAGCUUCCAGACUUCCAAGCCCAAAACCGACGUUUACUACCCAACUUAAAGAAUCCUCUGCAUGUCAUUGAUGGGCCUGAGCAGCGCUACUUCAUCGGCAUCAUUGACAUUUUUACAGUUUACAGUUUUAAGAAGAGGCUGGAGCAUUUGUGGAAGAGGCUGAGACAUCCAGGCCGAUCCUUCUCUACCGUCAGUCCACAGACUUACUGUCUCAGGCUAUGUCACUGGGUACAGGACCAUACUAAGUAGGCCCUGGAUGAAUGGUGGAGACUUAAAGGUCCAAAAUGUAAUAUAUUUACUGUAAUAAAUCCCAAAAUUACCCCAAUGCGUCAUCAGAUAUUAAGGAAACAUGCUAAGUUGAAAUA